Molecule: messenger RNA, 513 nt
Organism: Knipowitschia caucasica
Lineage: Eukaryota; Metazoa; Chordata; Actinopteri; Gobiiformes; Gobiidae
Source: the annotation of a GenBank genome assembly
AUGGGCACGGCUGGUUUCCUGGUGCUGCUGCUGAGUUCCUCUUUUCUCUUUGAGGGGAAUUGUUUGGAUGAUUCUGGACAAAAGUCUGAGUCUUCUGAGCUCUGUACGUCUGACAUUGAGUCAGUGCUGAGACAGAUGAGCGCUGCUCUGUCUGCACAGCAGGUGGAGAUCAGACAUCUGCAGGAGGAGAACAAACAUCUGCUGCUGGAGAACAAGGCCACGAGGACAGAAGUGGUCUCCCUCCAAACAGAAGUGGUCUCCCUCCAAACAGAAGUGGUCUCCCUCCAAACAGAAGUGGACUCCCUCCAAACAGAAGUGGACUCCCUCCAAACAGAGGUGGUCUCCCUCCAAAACAACGACAAAGCUCAAGAGGCUGCACUGGAGCGUCUGCAGACCAGCUCCUCUGUCACUGAACACAAAGUGGAAGCUCUGACUCACGACAAAACAGUGAGGCAGGUGGCCUUCUCUACAGCUCUGAUGGAGUCUGGAUCUCAGGACAUUUGGUCCUUAUAA